Messenger RNA from Salvia hispanica, 915 nucleotides. Its product is annotated as expansin-A4-like. Gene Ontology annotation, cellular component: extracellular region. Gene Ontology annotation, biological process: plant-type cell wall organization. The record is from RefSeq and is a predicted model, not a curated record. NCBI's taxonomy places the organism in Eukaryota, Viridiplantae, Streptophyta, Magnoliopsida, Lamiales, Lamiaceae.
ACUCCAACUUUUAAAAAUCGUGACAAACAUGUUUGUUAUUGCACCAAUCAUUUCUUUCCUAAUUCUUCACAUACUUCUUCCUGUUGAGGCUGAUUACGGAGGCUGGCAAAAUGCUCAUGCCACUUUUUACGGCGGUGGCGACGCAUCCGGCACCAUGGAAGGGGCGUGUGGGUACGGGAAUCUGUACAGCCAGGGUUAUGGUACCAACACGGCGGCACUGAGCACGGCGCUUUUCAAUGACGGGUUGUCAUGUGGCGCGUGCUUUGAAAUGCAGUGCAACAAGGACGAUCCUAGGUAUUGUUUGCCCGGCACCGUCACCGUGACCGCCACCAACUUCUGCCCUCCAAACUUUGCAUUGCCCAACGACAACGGCGGGUGGUGCAAUCCCCCUCUUCAGCACUUCGACAUGGCAGAGCCCGCCUACCUCCAGAUCGCCCAGUACAGAGCUGGCAUUGUCCCCGUCACCUUUAGAAGGGUGCCUUGUGUAAAGAAAGGCGGGAUUAGAUUCACUUUGAACGGACACUCUUACUUCAACUUGGUUUUGAUCACCAAUGUUGCGGGAGCAGGAGACAUCCGUGCAGUCUCGAUCAAAGGGUCGAGAACAGGGUGGCAGUCAAUGUCAAGGAAUUGGGGGCAGAAUUGGCAGAGUAACUCGGUGCUCAACGGUCAGAGCCUCUCCUUUCAGGUCACCGCCAGUGAUGGUAGGACCGUCACUAGCUACGACGUCGCGCCUUCUAAUUGGGAGUUUGGUAAAACUUAUGAAGGCGGCCAGUUCUAAAACUUCAAGCAUUAAAUUGCGCCAAUUUUAAUUUUGCUUACCUUUGUAUCAUUGGUUUUAAUUGAUGCAACUAAAUACAACACUUAAUUUGUAACAAAUGUUGGUUCUAUAUCGAUAUAUGUUGAGUUUUCAAUUAA